Molecule: messenger RNA, 2158 nt
Organism: Jaculus jaculus (lesser Egyptian jerboa)
Lineage: Eukaryota; Metazoa; Chordata; Mammalia; Rodentia; Dipodidae
Gene: Rlig1
Product: chromosome 6 C12orf29 homolog
Exons: 7
Coding region: 116-1018 (300 amino acids)
Biological process (GO): response to reactive oxygen species
Molecular function (GO): RNA ligase (ATP) activity
Source: RefSeq, a predicted model, not a curated record
GCGGCGCGGUAGCCGUGCGCGGACUUGGAGUAAGAACUCCGGGAGACUCGCGCAGGCUGCUGCGCUGAGCUGCUAGUGACUGCGCCUUUCUUUCGCCGCGAUUGCAAGGCCCACCAUGAGACGCCUGGGCUCGGUGCAGCGGAAGAUGCCGUGCGUGUUUGUGACGGAAGUUAAGGACGGGCCAUCGGCCAAGCGGGAGCACCAGCCAUUUAAAGUUUUGGCGACCGAAACAGUAAGUGACAAGGCCAUAGAUGCAGAUGUCUACAGUGCAAUUCCAACAGAAAAAGUGGAUGGGACAUGUUGUUACAUUACUACAUACAAAGGUCAGCCAUACCUUUGGGCUCGACUAGAUAGAAAACCCAACAAACAUGCUGAUAAAAGAUUUAAAAAUUUUCUACAUUCAAAAGAAAACUCAAAAGAAUUUCUUUGGAAUAUUGAGGAAGAUUUCAAACCUGUUCCAGAGUGCUGGAUACCAGCGAAAGAAAUAGAACACAGGGAUGGGAAACCAGUGCCUGAUGAAAAUGGACACAUUCCUGGUUGGGUACCAGUAGAAAAAAACAGCAAGCAGUAUUGCUGGCAUUCAUCUGUAGUCAAUUAUGAAUUUCACAUCGCGCUGGUGCUCAGGCUUCAUCCUGAUGAGUCUGGGCUCCUGGAAGUUACGGCAGUGCCGCUGUCAGAGCUCUUAGAGCAGACUCUGGAGCUGGUUGGCACAAAUGUCAACGGGAACCCCUAUGGGUUAGGAAGCAAGAAAUAUCCAUUACAUUAUCUUAUACCACAUGGAGCAUUUCAAGUGAGCAAUCUGCCUACAUUGAAUUAUGGUGACCUGUUGUCCUGGUUUGAAGGCUGCAGAGAGGGUAAAAUUGAAGGAAUCGUAUGGCAUUGCAGUGAUGGCUGUCUAAUUAAGUUUCCCAUAGGACAUAAGAACACCCUGAUGUCAGAUGUAGAAACAAUUCCUGAAUCUUGUGAGAGGUUGUUUGGAGAUUCCAGCAGGGGAAUGCAGCUACUCAAAUACCCUUAACUGAAGACCAGUUCUUCUCUUCAUCCUCUUCGAUCAAGUACACAGCUUCAGGAGGGAUGCACAUUGAGUAAGGGAGGAAGGGGACACUGCCUAGCCAGCCAGAUCAGCCAAAUCAACCUUGGUGGUUUAUACGGUGAUAGAUGUCACAGCCAGAUCACCCUCACAUCCUCCUGAAUCUCUUAAUAUCUAUUUUUAUCUACUUUCAGUUUUACCAAUAUGUACAAUUAAUGAGGGGGAAAAAAGUCAUAAAAUUCUUACCUUUUUAAGUUCUUUACGAAGCCUUUCAUUUUCAGCAACAAUUUUCUCUGUACCUUUGUUCUUGUAUUCAUAGUGCAGACUCAACCGACGCCCAAGGUGAGCUUUAAGUUUUUCUAAUUCAGCCUGGUAAUUAAUAAAGCUACAUGUUAUUAAAGCAAGGACAUCAAAUAAAAUAUGAUCAUGCAAAGUCAUACGAGUUAAUUCAAAGUAGUUUCAGAAACUAUUUGAUAUGAUGAGAAUUAAAGUUUUUCCAUAAAUACUAAUUAUCCACAAUAGGAGUCCUCACUCAACCUUGGUUACAGUUUGAAUGAGCUUAAGAUUUAAGAAAAGAGCAUCAAAACUCCUAAAAUACCACUCUUAUAACUCAUAUCUCUGGAGUGAGAAGCUGGGAAUCUGCCCUUUUGAAAUAGCCAAGAUCUAUGUUUACCAGAACUAGAAGUGGUCUUGAAAUGUCAAGGAUGAUCAAACUGGAGCCAUGCUGUUCCUACCUUCAGCUUUAUUUUCAUCUAAACUAGAACUAUAAAUACAGCCAUUACAUAUGCUGUGACUCUAAAAUUUCAAAACAGUAAAACAUUUAUAUAAAAAUGAUUACAUUAGAAGAAUUACCUUCAACUUUUCAUUUUCCAUUUCAAUAUUAGCCAUUUUUUCACUGGUCAAUAUUCCUGAUGCUUUUUUCAACUGUUCAUUUUCUCUUUGGACUUUCUCAACUACUUUCUUCAUUAAGCCAAUGGUUUUUUCUAGUUCUGGGAUUGUCUUUCCACUUCUACCAGACUACAAGAGAAUGCAAAGUUUUAAAGAUCCUGGAGUAUCAACACGAUCACAGAUGUAUUAUUGUACUCAUCAAUAUACCAGUUUGUGUUACAUGGAAUAAAAAUCAGAAAA